AUGGCUAUGACUGGUGUCAGAUUGCCUGCUGGUGUUCUAAGAAAGCCAGAUGCCUGGACUGGACUCUGGGGAGCACUCCGAGGAAUACCUUCUUCAUACAAACUCUGUGCUUCCUGGAAUCGAUACUUAUAUUUUUCGAGUGCCAGGUUAAAUGCAUCCAAUUAUAAAACACUUUUCCAUGAUGUUUUCUCACUGAGAUACCCAAGGCUUUUGAUUUCUCCAGAAUAUAUUUUUCCACUUUCCAUAAGACUUAAAAGUAAUAUGAACUAUAAAAAAUCCACUAAAAAGACUCUACAUAAAGUAGAAGAUGAAGAGGACUCUGAUGAAGAAAGGGAUGCUGAUGAGAUGAGCGAGCAGGAAGAGGAGCUCGAGGAUGAUCCCAGUGUGGUCAAAGAAAAAGUAGUGUGGUCUUUGCGGUGCGAUGUUAUCAUGAAGACAGGUCCGGAUGUUGGAAGAAACAAAGUGGAAGAUGCAUUCUACAAAGGUGAACUCAGGCUGAAUGGGGAAAAAUUAUGGAAGAAAAGUGGAAUGGUGGAAGUGGGAGAUACAUUAGAUCUUCUCAUUGGAGGCCAUAAAGAAGCAGAAACAGAGACAGUGGUGAGAAUUCUCCCGAAAAAAAGUGUUUGGAGAGAAGACUGA
Choloepus didactylus (southern two-toed sloth) is the source of this 639-nucleotide messenger RNA. Its product is annotated as mitochondrial transcription rescue factor 1-like. The transcript has a single exon. The record is from RefSeq and is a predicted model, not a curated record. Lineage: Eukaryota; Metazoa; Chordata; Mammalia; Pilosa; Megalonychidae. Bases 1 to 639 code for a protein of 212 amino acids.